CCGGCAGGCGGGGAGGACGGAAGCGGCGACCCUCGCCUUCCGUCGGAGCCUGAAGCGCCUGCGGGUUGUUGUUUGGAGCCCGGAGACCCCGCGAUGUCCACGGAGUCCGUGAAGAAAAGGAAGACCAAAGUCAUCCGGAGCGAGGGCGGGCCUGUGGAGAAGGAACCCAGGAAGGGCCGAGGUGAUGGCGACCAGGAGAACAAAUCUUAUAGUGAGGAAGCAGAAGUGGACACAAGAGAUCCUGCCAAAGACUAUGAUCUGUACAAGAAAACAUGUGAAGAUCUUCAAAGACUGAUGGCCGAGAUUCACGAAUUGAAGAGUAAAGGAGGAAAAGAUGCCGCAGCAGAGAUUGAUGAGCGGCGGAUCCAAAGCUGUAUUCACUUCAUGACUCUAAAGAAGUUAAACCGUUUGGCUCAUAUCAGAUUAAAAAAAGGCCGCGAUCAAACACAUGAGGCCAAACAGAAGGUGGAUGCUCUUCACCUUCAACUUCAGAAUCUUCUUUAUGAGGUGAUGCAUCUUCAAAAAGAAAUCACAAAGUGCUUAGAAUUCAAAUCUAAACAUGAAGAGAUUGACUUGGUGAAUGUUGAGGAGUUCUAUAAGGAAGCUCCAUUAGACAUUAGCAAGCCUAAUUUUACUAAGAAUGAUCCUCAUCAACAAACUCUGUCACGUUUGGAUUGGGAACUUGAACAGCGUAAAAGGUUGGCAGAAAAAUACAAAGAAUCACUAGCAAAUAAAGAGAAAAUUAUGAAGGACAUUGAAAUCAAAAAAGAGUAUUUAAGCAGCCUGCAGCCAAGACUUAAUGCUAUUAUGCAGGCAUCUUUACCAGUCCAGGAGUAUCUUUCUAUGCCAUUUGAUCAAGCUCAUAAACAGUAUGAAAUUGCCAGACACCUGCCUCCUCCGCUAUAUGUGCUGUAUGUACAAGCAAAUUCGUAUGGACAAGCUUGUGCCCAGAUGAACAAGGCCUCCCAGCCCUAUGGGCGGGAUAAAAAUCUUACAGUCGCUAUUGAUGGGGAUGUGGAAGAAGCCAAGGCACUUGCGAGACCACCAGAGGAUUCCCAAGAUGAUGAAAGUGACUCAGAUGCAGAAGAGGAGCAGACAACAACUAAACGUCGUCGCCCAACUCUUGGCCUACAGCUAGAUGAUAAACGCAGAGAAAUGUUGAAACGGCACCCUCUGUCUGUUGCUUUAGACCUGAAAUACAAAGAUGGCAGUGUUCUUCAUCUCUACUUCUAUUAUUUGAUGAACCUCAAUAUAAUGACUGUCAAGACCAAAGUAACCACAGCUACAGAGAUGUCCAUAGCUAUCAGUGCAGGAGAUCUAUUGUCUCCAGCCUCACUACUGAGUUGCCUGUAUCCUGGGGACCAUGGCAAGAAGACUCCAAAUCCAGCUAACCAGUAUCAGUUUGAUAAAGUUGGAAUCUUAUCUUUUAGUGACUACAUUGGAGAGCUGGGACACCCCUAUGUUUGGGUUCAGAAACUUGGAGGUCUGCAUUUUCCGAAGGAUCAGCCACAGAAAUCUGUGAUAGCAGACAAUUCAUUGAGUGCAAGUCACAUGGAAACAACAAUAAAACUGCUACGUGUAAGGUUGCAGUCCCGACUGGCUCUGCAGAAGCAAUUUGCUUCACUUGAACACAGUAUUGUUCCAAUAUCCAGUGAAUGUCAGCAUCUUUUCCCAGUGAAGAUCAUAUCCAGAUUGAUCAAAUGGUGUGCCAUUUCAUAUGAGGACUAUGUGGCACUGCCUUUUACCAAGCAUGUCAUAGAGGCAGACAUGGCUCAAGAGACUGAUCUCUUCUUUUCAGCUUUGAUAGAGCGAGGGACAGCAAAGCUUCAUGUGGCUGUAGUGUUGAAUCCAGGUUAUUCAACCAUCCCCCCCAUCUUCAGUAUAUGUUUAAAUUGGAAGGGAGAGAAAUCAAGUCGUAAUGAUGAUAAUCUAAAGGCAAUAGAAGGUGAGGUUAAUGUAUAUUUCAAGGAGUUGCUGGGUCCCAAGCCAGGCCAUCAGCUGCUGACGAAUCAGGUCCAGCGUUUAUGCAUGUGCUUGGAUGUAUAUCUGGAAACAGAAACUCAUGAUAACAGUGUGGAAGGGCCAAAGGAAUUCCCACGAGAGAAGAUGUUUCUGCGUCUUGUUAGGGGUCCUAAUAGAAUCAAGCCAUUUAAAUAUAAUCACCCACAGGGAUUCUUCACGCAUCGGUGACUCAACGGUACUUGAAUGAAAUGGAUGCAUGCUGCAGCCCACUGCAGCUAUUAACUUUAUGAUGGACCUUCCCGAGCAAUUUGGAUUAAAAUUUAGAUUUGAAACUAAGAAAACGAUGUGCAUCAGUGUUAGAGCUGUGUGCUUUGUACUUUGGAUUGAAUAUGGUAAUGAUGCAGAUUUUGUUGUGGGACUUGCUUUUUGUCUCCCAAGAUAUUUGCAAUUUAGUUUGUGAAUAUGUUGGCAUUUGUUGUACAGUAUCUGUUUCAGUUAUCGUUGAAAUUCAAUUUAAGUUGACAUUGAGUCUAAUUUACAAAUAGCAGUUUUAGCUGCUAAGUUUCUUAAAGUUUAGUUUUAUUAUUGAAAAGAUUUGUAAAGCAAUGAAUUUUCCAUUUUUUGUCACAUGACUGGCAGCAAACCAUUAAAUAUUUUUGUCUUGUAAUUCAGAUCUGAGGAGUUGUAAUAAAAUAAUUACAUUCCUCACUAUAACUGAGAGUGUAGUGAGAAAAAUAGUACUUCAACUUAAAGUAUUCUCACUUGUUUCAAAAGGAAACACUGGACAAAUUAAUUCUCAUGAAAACACAUAAUUAUAUAGAAUAAAAUCUCACACCCAAAUAAAAUUAAUUGAAGACUAGAAACCAUUUCACUUAAGACAGGAAUCAUUAAUGUAGUUUCAUUUCCAAUGUGAAAAUUGGUUAAUUUUUAUUUGAGUGAUGAGUGAGACUAGUUGCCCCAUUCAGUUCACUUUCCUAUAGAAGCUGUUUGGCAUCCACCACAGAAUUUGAUAUCAAGGCAACAUUUGCCAUACUCAAUGGCAUUAGAGAGCCCAUAAAAAUUGAAGUCAAUGGAAACUGAGAAUUAAAUCACCCCUGGCUGGAGUCAUUCCCAGCACAAGAAAGUUGAUUGUGAUUCUUGAAGGCAGUCAUCUCAGCUCCCAGUACAGUAAUGCAAGUGUUGCUGAUGGUAAUAUUCAAGACCCUGUCAUCAAUUGCUUUGUCAAUGACAUUCCCUCCAUUAUAAGGUAAGAAGUGGGAAUAUCCCCUGAUGAUUAUACAAUGGUCAACUUACUUGCAAUUCCACAGUUAAUGAAGCAGCCAUGCCCACAUACAAAAGCCCUGCACCACAUUCAGGUUUGGGCUGAUGAGUGGCAAGUAUCAUUCAAUGCCAGGCAAUGACCCUUUCCAAUAAGAGGACAAAUUAUCACCUCCUUUGAUAGCCUCACCUUUGCAAAAUACCCCAUCAUCAACAUGCAGAAGAUAAUUACUGACUGGAAAUUUAAAAGACCAGUACAAAAGCAGGUCAGCAACUGGAUAUCGUGUUGAGUACAUGCCUGACUCUCCAAAGCUGUUCCAUGAUCAUCAAGGCAUAAGUGUGAUGGAAGAAUCUACUUGCUGGAUGAUUGCAGCUCCAACAAUACUCAGAAUUUACUUUAGUGAUCAGCUCCACAGUAGUGAUGUUAUACAACUUUAAUAAGCCCUAUCAAUUUUAGGUGAAAAGGCCCUUGAAUUUUCAGUGAUUGUAAAUUUCAUUGUUAAAAUAAUCAGAAAAUGCUUGUUGACGUGGAAAAGUUGUGAUGCUACACCUUUCAUGCUAAGUUUCAAAGUCAAGAAAAAUAUUUUUUUCAUAAAUUAUGAAAACCUUACAAAACUUGUCUUUUUCUUCUAGCCCUGUAAAUGAAAAUGAGAUUUUGGAGUGAUGAAUAAUUGACUUGAAGUCAUAGAAUGUCAUUUGACAAUCAGAACUAUAAUAGGACCACAUUUAUAGGUAACAGCAGCAGAGAGUAUGUUUAUAUUGUGUUGCAUUGGUGCUUUUUUUUAGUGUAAUGAAAUUUGGUCCACAUUUAAUUUUGACCAAUGUGGGCAUUGUAGACUCCUCCACAGAUGGGGCAGGUAUAUGAAUAAGUAUGACUUCCCAAUUACAUUUUCACAGGAAAUCAUCCAGCUUGUUUACAAUCUCCCUGAAUUUUCUUCUAGAGGUAGGGCUAUCUUAGACAAUUAAAUAAUGCCAGCAAUUAUAGAAAUCCACCUUAACCCUGCGCUGCCCCCAUCCACUCUAAUAAAUGAAAACUGGCAAUAUGAAAAGAAUCUGGGUUACAUUAGUGAAUGAGUAUUAUAUGGACAUGUGGAACCACAAUUAACAAGGUCCCUAAGCCUAAAGAACACAGUGAAAUACGACAUUGGAAGUCUUCAGACUGAUUAUAGCAAUUUUAGAAGUACUGAUAUUUGUAUGGCCACAUUUAUGAACAAUACAAGUUACUAAAAUUAACAUAUUUAGCAUAUUUUGUAAUCAUUGAGGGGAAAAUCAGUGGUGCUUGGAAAUGCAAAAUUACAUCUUUGUUAGAAUAUUGCAAAAUUUGUAUUCAGACAUUCUGGAUUAGCAGAACUUAAAAUAAAAAUGGCAUGCUCUACCCAGGGAGGACAUUAAUUUAACAAGCGCAGGUUCCUUCCAUUUUUGUGCCUUCCAGUGUUUUUUUUCUAGUUGCUUUCUGCUGCAUUCCGUUUUACUUACUUUCUCCAGAGAUGUAACCCAUGACUAAGAAUAACCAUAUCUUCACUGCAGCACAAAAAUUAUUUGCAUGUGUUGAUGGGACCAAAGAGAAACUGAAAAUGUUGCAAAUAGAUAAUAAAAUCAAGUUUAAUGCUGAUUAUUUUCCAGUGUUCAAUACAAAUUGCAAGCUGGAAAAAAAUUGAACUGCAAGUUGAAGGUCAUGAUGACUCUUAGUUUAAGAAACUUGAAUUUUAGGUCUUCCUUGACACCUCUGUUUUCUGAAUUGUCAGACUAUUCCAAAAUUGAAUGAACAGAAAUUUCCUCCAAUUAAAUUUAGGGAAGACUGAGGUGGGUGAGGCAGAUCCUCUGGAAACCCCACCAGCGUUUACUCUCUUAACUCCCAAUACCUGUGGGCUUUUCUUCUCAGAGGGUGUUCGCCUUAGCCUUUGUCAGCUCUUCGAUUCCCUGCCCAUUGAUUCUACAGCAGUUCAUGUGGGAGGAAGGGGGUUAGAUAGUCUUAGGCAAGGUUUAAAGGUCAGCACAACAUUGUGGGCUAAAGGACCCGUAUUGUGCUGUACUGUUCUAUGAUUCUAUGCUGAGCUAACCCUUAGCAUUCAGCAUUCCAGCACAAUCUUUCUCUGCAUCCUCAGAUGGCCCCUGCUACUGGAAAUCAAGAAAGUGACAAACUGAAUCAACACAACAAGAGUUACAUCCAUGCACUGUCAACUACCAUGUAACUUCUGUAAAGAUCACCUAUUUUGGACUAACAACCUUGUUAAGGCUCAAUAUACCUUCAAUUAUGCUCUGAAAAAUAUAAGAAUCAGUUAUCCUGGCCAUUAAAACUCCUCUGGUCAUCUACACCUCCUGAACAUUUGCUUAACUGCAGCACUAUUGCCAAAGAUGUUGAAUCUAUCCAGCCUUGGGCAAAUCGGUAUUUCCUGCUUGGGGCCAUUUAAACAGAUGAGAAGAAAUACAAUGGUAAUAGGGCCUAAUGUCCAGUAUAAGUGCACUAAAGUCAGAGUCAACUGCAGGGCUUGAGUCUUGGGGCUAUCAGGUUGGUAAUCUCCAUUGCCAACCAGGAAAUCCUAAUGGAAUUACAAACUUCCGAGCUGAACAAAACAAUAAGUAUGGCCAGACUUUCAAGUUGAGAACCUUCUGCACCCUCCCAAUAUCCAUCUUCCCUCAGUCCCCACAAAACCCACCAUACCAAGGCUUCUUGAUAUUCCAGUAUCUCUUAGCCCAACCCUCACUUCCUUGAACCAUUUUGGGAAGCUUAAUUCGAAUUUAGUGAAGCUUGACACCAUUCAGAACAAAACAAUUUAUUUUGAAAAGACUCGAGCAGAACAUUCAUGUUAAAUCUAUUGUAUUAAGUUUUAUUAUAUUGCAGUUAAGUACCAUUGCAAUUGGAGCUAAUAAUUCAAUAGCAACAGUUCAAUGCCAAGGAACACUAUGGAGAUAAAUUCUGGGAUUUUUUUAUGUGUUUUGCUGAUUGAGUUAAUAAUAAAAUCCAGUAAUUAUAAAGGUGAGGAUUCUGGAGUACAAGAUCAGUAUCAGUAGAAUCAAAAUUUUAAUUGUGGAAUGUUGAUGCAUGAAUAUGAUUCUUACAUAGUGAUAAAUGCAUGUUCAUUCUGAACUUCCCUUGAAAUCUUCUUUUGUAAUGAUUGUAUAAUGAAUAGUUGUACAUCAUUUCUGCAGUGAUGAAAAAAUAUGUUUAGUAAAUGAAAAUAAAAAAACUGCAGAUUCUGCAAAUCUGAAAUAAAAACAGAAAAUUCUAGAAACACUCAGCAAGUCAGACAACAUGUUGA
Pristis pectinata (smalltooth sawfish) is the source of this 6479-nucleotide messenger RNA. RefSeq names its product THO complex 5 (gene thoc5). Gene Ontology annotation, biological process: positive regulation of DNA-templated transcription, elongation; mRNA export from nucleus. The transcript has 20 exons. Lineage: Eukaryota; Metazoa; Chordata; Chondrichthyes; Rhinopristiformes; Pristidae. The record is from RefSeq and is a predicted model, not a curated record. Gene Ontology annotation, cellular component: THO complex part of transcription export complex. Gene Ontology annotation, molecular function: mRNA binding. The coding region runs from base 94 to 2190 and encodes 698 amino acids.